AUGCAUGAGUCCCUGUUUAACAAUAAAAUUACUCUGAGUACACCCAGCGGACUAACACCUGUAAAGGUGGAUAUGAUUAAAACUGAAUUAGGAGUGGAAAUAAGGCUCAUAGACACUUCAAAUGUCUUUUCCCUAUGGACUUACACGCUCACAUCGUCUGAUUUCUAUAUUUUGAAAAGAGACCAGGACAUCCUUGUGGACUACGACAGAUUCAUUCAAAUACUGGUCAAUCUCUUCCAUGGAGUAUCCACGUCAAAGUACACUGCCUAUUUCAACGAAGGGGUUCUAAGGUUUAUUGAAAACCUUGAGUUCAGAAACAUUUGCAAGUUGGAGCUGAAGUUUGCAAAGCCAGAAGAAACACAGUACAGAAGAUAUCUGGGAGAUUUGAUAGGUAGAAUGGAGGGAGAUAACAUCAAACUAAUAAAGGAGAAUUCUAUUCUAAGGGACAGAUGCAUGAAUGGGGAUCAAAAUCUAAAGGAAAAGAUAAGGUUUCUGGAGCAAGACAAUACUGAGCUAAGAAGGAGGCUAGAUUUGAUACAAAAGGACUUUUCUAUUGUGCAGGAGAGGGCAUCGUCAAAGGAAGAGGAAAUGGCGAAGCUGUCCAAUAGAAUAUAUACAUUAGACAAUGAAAAUGCCCAGUUAAGAUACGAAAUGGAAAGAUACCAAAGAGAGAAUUCCGUAUCAUUCAAGGACCAGCUGAAGAACAAGGAAAACGAACUAGAAGAACUUAGCAGGGAAAUGAAUACAGCAAAUGAAAUAAUAAAGAAAUUGAGACAAGAGAAUUCUGAUUUGAAGCAGUUUAAGAGCGAGAAUCUUUCAGCCGUUCAAAAGGAGGCAGAUAGGAACGAGGAGUUAGGACUGAAGCUAGAAGACAUGACAAAGAAGAUGAGCCAGUUGGACACCAAGUAUAAGAAACUAAAAGAAGAAGUAAAGGAAAAAACACAGCGGGUGGAAGAGUUGAAUGAGACGAACAGGGUUCUAACGAAGAGACUUGAGAAUGCACAAAAUGUCUAUAACCACUUCUAUUCGAAAAAGAUCGAAGAUCAUCCCGACAACUUUUCAGACACAUUCAGUCUUAGACCAGAGUCCCCUCCAGGAAGAUAG
This is a messenger RNA of Vittaforma corneae ATCC 50505, 1104 nucleotides long. RefSeq lists its product as uncharacterized. Lineage: Eukaryota; Fungi; Microsporidia; Nosematidae. The transcript has a single exon. Gene Ontology annotation, biological process: centriole replication. The coding region runs from base 1 to 1104 and encodes 367 amino acids. Gene Ontology annotation, cellular component: centriole. The record is from RefSeq and is a predicted model, not a curated record.